Syngnathus acus (greater pipefish) is the source of this 5722-nucleotide messenger RNA. RefSeq lists its product as uncharacterized. Bases 24 to 5210 code for a protein of 1728 amino acids. The transcript has 32 exons. Lineage: Eukaryota; Metazoa; Chordata; Actinopteri; Syngnathiformes; Syngnathidae. The record is from RefSeq and is a predicted model, not a curated record.
GCGUCUUAUUAACAGUCAAAUAAAUGUGGAGAGCUCCAUCUAAUAGAGUAUCUCUUUAUUUUUGGGUCGUCGCCAUGCCAGAAGGAUGCUGUAAUGAUCUAAUGAGGUAUCUUUGUUUUUUGUUGCUUUCCUGUGGUCUGCAUUCUGUUUAUGGAGAUAAUAUCAGCCGAUAUGUCCAAGAAAGACCAUUCUGUCAACCUGGUUUUUACUGCCUACCGGAUAGCAUGACUCCAAUUCCUUGUCCAAGGGGAACGUAUGGGCCUGCUGCAAAUAGUAUGGCAAUGGAAAAGUGUCUCGAGUGUCCUCCUCAACAUUAUUGUCCCAGACCGGGUCUGUCCGCAUCCCUCCCGUGUGGCUCGGUGGCUCAGCAGCCUCACUCUGGCCAGGACACCUGCAUCUGCCCGGGAGAAGGACAGAAUUUUCAGAGGAGUGACGGGCAGUGCCAAUGUACCCUCAAUUAUCAGCCCAUCGACGGUGAAGAUGUGUGUGUGCACAAAGUGUACAGCAUCUGCAGGGAUGGAAAAACACGGACUCAGCAUGGAGAGUGUUUGGACCGACAUGAGUGGUCAAGUCACUGCAAGACGCAGGUGUGUCCAUCUGCAGAAGACUAUGAGGGGUAUGACGGAGAACUCGGUCUGUGUGUGUGCGUAGAGCCUCCUGGGAGAGCUGCGUGUGGAGGCCUAUGUAGGAAAAGGCCUGAAAGUCACCUGAGACUACAGUGCAAGUCUAGUGGAGAACUGGAGCUGGUUUUAAGUUCUGAUAGUCGGGUGUCGGGCUUCUCCGGCACCAUGCUGGAGACUCUCUUUAAAGUUUGGGACUCCCAGGGGAGCUUGCAAUGUGGCAGCCAUCUCACCCCUCCACGCCCGGUCUACAUUGUUCAGACAAGCGAUGCGGGAUUUACCGGCCUCUUUAGCGAAGGCAUCGAACUUCAACAACUGUUUUUGUCACUCACAGAGCUGCGGGAAACUCCCAGGCCUCAUGAUGAGUCUGUCCUUCCGUGGGAUAUGGGCAAAAUGGAAAAUAUGAGCGGGAGCAUGGAUAAUAGUAAUAAGGGAGAAUCGAGGGAAAGUCUCAGUGGAAUUCUCAACCCCACAACAUGUCUCCACUUGGGCGAUGUUCUAUUGUUCACCGUCACCCCUCGUGAUUAUCCUCAGUACGAUGUUGACAACUUGUACAACACAAACAGUGAUUUUGACUGGGGGUCAUUGAGGAAACUGAAAGAGGAGCUGACUCUCUCCUGGACACCUCCCAGCUUUUUUUCAAUUGUCUUCAACCAACCCGGAGUUUAUGUUUUUAGGCUUAGCAGCCAUCAUCACAAACAUAUGUACGUGCGGGUAAUGGCUGCAGGAGGCCAAUGUUACGAGCCGGGGCCCUUCUUUGCAACUAUUCCACGUCACGUCACAAGAGUGGGCAUCAGGAAGAGAAGAAACCUUUUACUGCGUCCUGACUGGCUGGUGACGGGAGGUCUUUUGUUUGGAGCCGCCCUCAUCUUGUGUUUAUGUGUCAUUGUCUUGAUCCUUUUCCACGAGUAUGGUUGGCCUGAGAAGAAGCCAAUCACGGCGCGGUAUCACACACGGCAGAUGACCUAUCACAUGGAAGACUACGCAUCAAAAGGUUCAAGGGUGAUGUCACAAAUGAAAAUACACAGAAAACAACAAGCUGUCAUCAGGCUGACUUCCAUUCAACCAGAGCCUUCAGAGGAAUUCUGGGAUUACGAACACCAGGUGGAUCUGGAGGCCUUCAGCAGCAACACUUUCUACAACCUGCUUCUCAAACACAGCGUGUCAGUCACUUCACGGCUCGGACAGCUCACCAUCGAGGUCAAGGAGCUUUAUCAGGGUGUCCUCGAGAAACUCCGGAUGCUCCACCCUCGCUUGGUGGAUGAGGAGAGCACGGACGACGUUUACGAGAAGACCAGAAGAGAGGUGGAGAAGGAGGUGGUCCGCAGGAGGUCUUUGGCUUCGCACCUGAGGAUGCUGCUCAACAGUCAGCUUCAGGUUUUGAGGCGAGAGCAGCAGGCACAGCAGAAGGUCCACAGUGUGUUCACGGCUCAAGUGCGAGAAUGUAGCAGAAUAUUGGGCAAGAUCCACCAGACAGCUUUUGGACAGCGCCAACAAAAUUUGAUCCAGCGGUUAAGGUCGCUCGUGGGAGAAAUGGGAGGGUUGGUAUCAGCAGAAUGUCGGCGCCAGGGCUCCUGGGGGCUCUUGGGUGAAGGCACGGGGGCCAAAUUGCUCUGUCCUUACACAGGCACUGUGCUGAGCAAAGACGGCAUCUUUGGUUCUGAUGGAUCUCUGCGAGAAUGUUGCCCUGCUCAUUACGACACAGUCACAGGCCUUGUUAGACCAAACGCUCACAGCCACAUGUUGCUGAGCAACGGUCACACUAUGGCGGUUCCUCCAGAUUUCUUCGUGCAUCCACAAACCGGUCAUGUUCUACCCAUUGUUGGAAACGUCGCCUAUGACCCCGAAAGUGCCACUUUGGUCAUCACGACUGAUUUGUGUGCAGGAGACAACAAGAAAUGGGAAAGUCCUCCUAUACCUUUCAUUCCAUACCCGACCUCCUGCCACUCAAACCAACCUCUGCCCAACAUCUGUCUCAGAGGCCUUCGCCCAGGUCAAAAACUGCAGCUGGGUGCCCCCAUGGCAGAUGCAGACACGGGAGUCCCAGUACCUAUUCUGGCCGUUACCAUCCAGCCACAAACUGGUCUGGUCUACCCACUGGGGAAGACACAUAUAUGCCCCAUCACACGUUUGCCGCAACCUGUCCAGAUUGGUUAUCCAAUGAUGGAUCCUCGGACGGGAAACGUUGUGCUGACUGUUGGCAUCAGUCUCGAUCCGGUGACGGGUGUUGUGCUGCCAGUAGGUAGAGUCCUGCUGGGUGAACCCUUUAUGGAACCUCUGAGUGGGAGAAUGACACGAGUGGGAGGUGCAAGCAUCCGAGCCGGGCAGCUGGUAGCUCAUGCAGGAGGAUACCAGACUCUUUUAGACAGCAAGGUUCUGGCGGUUAUGUUCAAAACAGUAGAGCUCCUGAGGCUCCUGAGUGAAGAGUGGGAGUCAGAACCAGCUUUGCAGCUUCAUCAUGGAGCAGAGCGAGGGUGUCACUGGCAAGAUCGUAUUGCUGCAAUGGCAGAGGAGCUCCAUCUGAACUGGAGGAGGAGUCAGCAUUGUCAGCUGCAGCUUCAGACCAGGUUGGAGAUCCUGCUGGACACUACUGAGGGCCUGCAGCAGGAUGGAGGCGCUCUGGGAGACAUGACUCUGCCAGGUUCAAACACAUCAGUCCCUGCCUUGCUGGGUAUGGACUACCCUGAUCCAAUGGGAACAGGUCUCAGCGUACCCGUGUUGGGGUGCCAGUCCGAUCUCAUCACAGGAUGCACGACAGGGCUGGCAGGUACCAUGGAGGACCCUGAUGGCAAUGGUCUGGUGGCAAUCCGUUAUGGCUCUCAAGCAGUUGAUCCUGUAACUGCUGUGUUGGCUCCUGUGGUUGGAGCCAGGCGGGAUGUGCUCACAGACACCGUCGUACCCAUCACAGCCUCCUAUUGGUUGACUGUGGCGGAUCAAAACGACAGCUUGCAGGUGGAGGCUCUGGAGAGAGAAGUGUGUGCGCGGAACACUUAUUGGCAGCAGCAGAGGCGACGGGAGGAGGACAUCCUUGCUGAUGUGGACUCAGCCGUGUUCCGGUGUUUUCUGAGACUGAUGGACGUUGGCAGCCAUCAUGAGGUUAAUGAGGUCCUGUGGUCAGGCAGGCCGCUAAGGGAAGCAGCUGUGGAAAUGCACGACUUAGCCCAGGCUGAAGCCCAAAGAAGAGUAGCCCAACGUGCCACCUUGUCUCUGAUCCUUCCUCCACAUGUUUUGAAUGUCCUCAGCCUGGUGGAUGAAGAGGAGUGGGAUCAGCAUUGUGUUUGGUACACUGAGUUGAUGUCAGGCCUUGACAUGAUGGACUUACGCAUGGAGCAGCUGCAACAAGAUCAGGACAAAUGGAACACACAAAGAGGAGAAGAACGGACAGCGAGUGCCCGCCUCACGGACAGAGAGCCGACGCUGGGAGAAAUGUGGGAGCAAUGUUCUUCCAGAUUGUCCGAUUUAGAUGUUGCUCUCAUUAAGCUGCAAUUUGUUCGCCACCUUUCCAAGCUGCGUGCUGACACGGCUCAGGAAGUCCUGCGUGGAAAAUUCUGGUACAAAGAAUACGGUCUGAUUCGCUUGUGUCGACCCAGACCGACCGGGAACGUCAUGAGUUUGCUCCAAAGGAAGAUUUUACCUCUGCUGGACAGAAUGAACCAUCAAUUUGCGGUUGAUAAACAGCAAGUCAACUCUAACCCUAACCUCAGUCGCCAAAACGCUUUUGGCACUAACCAGCAGCCAGAUGGAGCAUGUGUUCCACCAAGUCACAUCACUGUCCCAACAAUUCCAGAGGAGGAGUGGACAAAGUUGCUGCAACUCUCACCUCUAUUUCAGCUUUUGAAAGGAGUGGAGCAAGGGUUAAAAGACAAAAGUGGCGAGAGAUUUUUGGAUGAACUGGAAUGUCAGUGGGAAUGUGAGGGAGAGUUAAUCCCGUUGGAGCCAUCCAGCCUCAACCCCAAAGAAUUCCUUCUGUACCAACAUGGACUGUUUCUCAUGCACACCUUGCACGCACGAAAACUUACUCCAACUGUUUCUCUCCAAAUAGCUGCGAGGCUUCCUAGUAACAACUACCAUAAUAACACCUUCAGGAAUUCCUUCUUUUAUCGGGAAGCAGAUGAGACGCUCUUUUUCCGCCGCCAGAGACUUCAUUCAGUUGGGGGCUUUUCCGUGCUGUUGCUACACUGUUUGUCCCAUGUGGCAAUUAAAGACAUGAGUAACGAUUCCGCCCCUGCCUUCGAGAGACUUUUCUGGAAGGUACUCCAGGAAUCUCUCGGGCAACUAUUUCAGGCCAAAGUGGGCUUAGAUGUCUCCGCACACGAAGCCCACCGGUCAUUUUGUGAUAGUGAACCUCCCCAGGGACGUUCAAAGUCUGUCAUUCUUCACAGCUGUGGGGAACAGUCUGCUUCUCUAGAACAGCCAAGCAGUGCCGUCGAGGAAUUUGGAAGGAAACACGGAGAAACGUCUUUGGUGUCAAAACUCGAAGGGGUUUUAAGACAAAGAACCUCAGCGAAAGAGGAAGGCCCAAAGUGUCUUUUGAGACGAGGAAGCACGCUGUCGUGUGAUUUCUCUCAAUCGAUCAUCAAAGAAAAGUGAUGGGAAGAAAAAAUAUGAUGGAACUUGUGAGGUCACCACCUCGCUUGGAGAUUUAAAUAAGCGCACAAGUUGCUCAGGAAGGAUGUGCGGUGUUUGAAGCCUAACUGUGACAAAAAAGUCAAGAAGUUCAAGGGGGCUAAUACUUUUGCAAAGUAGUACAAAAACAAUUUCUCAUGACACUGGGUAGAAACGGCUAGUUGGUCAUUUGUGUGUAAGGUGACGUUGGUGUUUUCUCUUAAUUUAUUUAUUGAUAAAGUGAUAAAGUGUCUUUAGGUUAUUUAUCACAAAAGUUUUUUUUUCUGUAAAAGUAUAUUUUAUUUUUCUGCGAUUUCCCAUGAAACAAAAGACAACUAAAGCAUAACUAAAAAUCACUUUUAUUCCUGCUCAGUUGAAAUAUUGUGACAUCAUAUUUUUUAUGUGACCUGUUUGUAUGAAAACAUUCAGUAAAUAUUCAGUUAUAAUCUUUGUUUGGUAAUAAGAUUUUUCAUUGUUUAUAAAACCUGAGAAUCACA